This is a messenger RNA of Branchiostoma belcheri (Belcher's lancelet), 2933 nucleotides long. RefSeq names its product MORC family CW-type zinc finger protein 3-like. Gene Ontology annotation, cellular component: nucleus. NCBI's taxonomy places the organism in Eukaryota, Metazoa, Chordata, Leptocardii, Amphioxiformes, Branchiostomatidae. Gene Ontology annotation, molecular function: zinc ion binding; ATP hydrolysis activity. Bases 469 to 2730 code for a protein of 753 amino acids. The record is from RefSeq and is a predicted model, not a curated record. The transcript has 17 exons.
UCCAGCCUGUCAUGUCAGUUUCGAUGCGUAGGGAUAUCACAACAAGGUGAUGCGGUUGGCAUGGAACGUGUUGGAACUUGACAAUCUCUACUGAAAUGAAUCCCGGGGUGUUGGAAUAGUUUUACUGAAAGAACGAUGGUUAUUUUGCAACAUUUGGACUUUGUAAACGGGAGACACGCCCAUCUUGCACGCUGAGCAGCACUUUGGACUGGACUGCUAAACAACACAAAAAUUAGUCGACUUGAUGAGGUGGAGGGAUAUCGAUUUCAGAUGUGCAAAAAGUGGGAAAUUUGAAUAGCAUUCGACAGAAAUAUAGUACCGGGCAUCGAGGUGAUGGACUCGGUCAAACGGAACUGGACUGGUUUUUAGAAGAACAUUUUUUGGGGGAAGAACAUCGUAUCGGAUGUUUUUGUUUGCGUUUUUAAGGGAGUGCAAACGCGGGAAAAAGAAACUGAGGGCGCGGGAACAAUGAUGCAGUCAGGGCUUUCCACGGAACAUGGUAUUCGGCAGAGCAAGACGAGCCCCGGGUUUCUACACUCGAACUCGACCAGCCACACGUGGCCUUUCAGCGCCAUUGCCGAGUUGAUUGACAACGCAUACGACCCCGAUGUGGCGGCACGGCAGCUUUUCAUCGACAUGGAGAACAUCAGCGAGACGACGUGUCUCACGUUUACCGACAACGGCGCCGGGAUGACACCUGACAAACUCCACAAAAUGCUGAGUUUUGGCUUCUGUGAGAAAGUGGAAAUCAAUGGCCAUAAACCAGUGGGUCACUAUGGCAACGGGUUCAAGUCAGGCUCCAUGCGGCUAGGCAAGGACUCCAUGGUGUUCACCAAGAACGGGAAGUUCAUGAGCGUGGGGUUCCUGUCACAAACCUACCUGAAGUCCAUCCAAGCGGAGACUGUCAUCGUGCCCAUAGUGCCGUUUGACACAGCUGAGAUUAUGGUUAAGACCAUUGACUCUGACCCCAGCCUGGAGGCUAUCACUAAAUACUCCCUCUUCAAGUCCAAACAUCAGCUGAUGGAACAGUUCAACAAGAUCCAGGGUAGAAAGGGUACCAGAAUUAUCAUCUACAACAUCAGGAGAACGACUGACGGGAGGCCAGAGUUUGACUUCUCUGACGAGAGGGACAUCAGGAUUCCUGACGACACAAUCGACGAGCAGGCUGGAAAAAAGUUCCGUCGGCAGGAUCGACGACAGGAAUACUCACCAGAGUGUGACUACUCCCUCAGGGCUUACUGCAGUAUUCUCUACCUCAACCCUAAGAUGCAGAUCAUCCUGCGAGGACAGAAAGUCAAGACCCAAAAGAUUGCCAAGAGCCUGAACAACACUGAGAGAGACGUGUAUAAACCUCAGUGGCUGCCCAAGUCAGUGAAGAUCACCUUUGGGUUCAGCCCACAGAAGCAUCACUACGGCAUCAUGAUGUACCACAGGAACCGGCUCAUUAAAGGGUACGAGAGGGUCGGUCCGCAACUCAAGUAUGGCAGACAGGGUGUAGGAGUGAUAGGUGUGAUUCAAUGUGACUUCCUGCAACCCACCCACAACAAACAAGACUUCGACUACACCAAGGAGUACAGGAGCACCAUAGCAGCCCUGGGCUUAAAGCUGACAGACUAUUGGCUGCAGAAGAAAGGUCAAGCAUCCUUGUCAAGGUCAUCAUCCCCAGCUGCAGCUGGAGGAUCAGAGGAGGAUGAACCUGCGCCCACCCCAGACCAGCUGUGGGUCCAGUGUGAUCACCCGGACUGUCUGAAGUGGAGAAAGUUACCAGAAGAAUGGAAGAAUAAGAAACUACCAGACAAGUGGUACUGCAACAUGAACCCUGACCCAAACUUCAGGGCAUGCUCUGUCCCUGAGGAACCUGAGGAUGACCCUGAUGAGGAGAUAGCAGGUCCUUCUUACGACAAGUCUGUCAAGAGACAGCUGGAGCGUGAGAAAAGAGAGGAAAAAUACAGAAAGGAACAAAAGCAGCGGAUGGAGAUAGAAGAAAGGGAGAGACAGCUGAGGCAGAAGGACCUCCAGUUGCAGAGACUCGGUGCACAGAUUCAGCAGAGCAUCCAGACCCAGGCCGCGGACAAGAAGCCAUCACACGCAGAACUGGUGCGAGCAGAGAUAGAGAUGAACAGGAGAAAACAGAUGGAGACCCAGUACAACAAGAUGGUGGUCGAACUCAAGAAACAAGAGAACCAGCUCCAAAAGCAGCGAGAUGAUCUGUUACAAGCCCAGCAGGUGGCUCAUCACUGGCAACAGAGAGCAGAAGCAGCUGUUUCCGCAUCCCAGAGAACACCCAGACAGCCCCAGGCUGGUCCUUCAGGGGUCGCUUCCCAGAAAAGACCAGCAUCAAAUUCCCUCCAGAACCCUUCAUCCAGCAAAGUUCCCCGUAUGGACGACAGUGAUGACGAUUGCAUCAUCAUCGACGACAGCAAUACAAAUUCCACAUCAUCUGUGACAGUGAAGACAGAGAUCUGUCACAUCGGUGUUCAAACAGACCCCGCCGAUGUAGUCAGAGUUAGCGCAUCAACCGUCCGGGAAAUCGCUACGCUGUCGACCGUAGAGCAGCGUCAACUACUCAUGGAGCAGUCGAAGAAGCUGAAGAUGUUGAGAAGAAACGUCAGCAAACUUAUCGGUGUGCUGGUGCCAGAGCUGAGCCUGGAGGAUAAUGACAUUGACAUGGAGAGCGAUUCAGUGGACGAACUGCUCAGACAAGUGCUGGAAGCCAACAAGAACCAGUGACAGGGGGGAAAAGACUAAGAGGACUAAGUGUUACUUGGAGGUAGUCUCCAAGCCGAUGUAGCCAUUCAGCUCAUUCUUGAUGUUUUAUACUUAUUGUCAAAACCUUUAGUGCUCAUUUCUAGUGUAUUUUUCACCACCCUCUGUAGGUUGCAAACUAGCCAGCUAACGUCUCUGGCAUAUUGUUCAGACUAUUUGGUGAGUUU